UUCCUUCUUCUUCUAGAGCCCUAAUAACUAAAUCACUGGAGUGAAUAUUCCACCCUGAAAUUUUAGGGCUCCUGGGCAGCAGCGAUGCGUGCUCUCCUCCGCGCGUGCUCGUAUGGGCGGCAUUUGGGAUCGUCGCAGGCUCUGGCAUUCCAGGCGCGAUUUCUUGCGGAUCGGGGCCUGAAUAGGAAGGAUUACACGGAUCCGGGGUACCAGGCGUCGGGCUACAUCAAUCCUAGCUGGUACAGUAGCACGCAUGAGGGGCGAUUCAAGAAUCCCUACCCUAGGGCGCCGCUCUACUGCGGGAACACUAUCGACGAAGAGGAGCUGGCCAAGAAGAUGAAGAAGAAGAAGCGCAUUGGCGAUGCGCGCAAGCAGUAUGAGGAAUCCAAGGCCAAAUCGGGUGAGCCAGAGGCGCGGGUCUAUAGAUUUAAUCGCGCAGAGAGCGAUCGACGUAGCAGUGAUAGUGGCGAACCAUGGGAGGUGGAGGACGAUGAUUUGCUUGGGCAGCCGCGAAACAGGGAGUUACCUCCCAAAGUCUCUGUUUUGAGCGAGGAUACUCCAGAGCUAGAAAUUCUCCAGGAGGAGGAGAAGAAGAAGAAGAAGAAGAAGCCACCGAAAAAAAAGAGGCUUUUCAAGGGGAGGAUCGAGACGGACUAUGCGGAUUUCAACUAUAGUAACAGUGGUUUGGAUGAAUACACCAACAAGAUCAAGGAAAAGGAGGACAACAAGAUCAAGGAACUGGAAGAAUUCCUGGCGAUGAAGAAAGCUCGAGAGAAGAAAACCGAAGGUGAUGGAGAUCAUACCAUCUGACCACCAGAAUACGCUUGGCCGAUUCUCCAGUUAGCAGGGACAACGUCGUAUGCCGUCACAGUUUUUCCAGUCGUGAAGGAGGUGACCAUGAAAGAAAGGCUUUGGCCAUGGAGCGAUUUGAAAACCUGGAAUCCAACUCCCCAGCCCUCCAACGUUGCUCACGAAGACAAUGAGCCACCAGCGAUUGCCUUUGAGCUCGAACUUGAUUCCACCUUUCCUUCGACAAGGCACCCUGCCAGACAAGAUUAGUCUUCGAGCUUGGGACAGUCGAUUCACUCCACAGGGCCGCCUACCUUCUGUAGCGAACAGGAACUAUUCCAGCUCUCCAGUAGGCAAUCUUCGAGAAGGCAGGCUUGGACAUGUCAAAGUGGAUUCGCGGGGGAUUACACCAGCCACCAUUGUUGGAUG
Molecule: messenger RNA, 1218 nt
Organism: Selaginella moellendorffii
Lineage: Eukaryota; Viridiplantae; Streptophyta; Lycopodiopsida; Selaginellales; Selaginellaceae
Exons: 3
Coding region: 85-810 (241 amino acids)
Source: RefSeq, a predicted model, not a curated record